AUGCCACUUAAACGUGCAAAGCAGGCUUGUCUCCACUGUCAUCGCCGCCGCAUCCGUUGUGAUGUGUUGCAGCAGCAGCCGUGCUCCAAUUGUGUCACGCAGGAAGUUCCCUGCGAAGUUGGUGUUUCGCGGCGGGGAAAAUAUCCUCGCAAGAAGACUACCAAGACGUCCUUGGAAUCAUCAUCUGCCACUAUCCAGCCUCCGCCUCAGUCUCAUUCUCAGCUACUCCCGCUCCCCGAUCUCACCUCGCCUACCACCAUAACAUCCACCAACGCAUCAACCCUUCCAAUUUCCGCAAGACAAAUAGUUAACGACUCUACCGUCUUUCUCGGCGAGUCAAGUCCCUUAACCUCCGUCAUGGAUCCAACUCAGCCGCCAAAGCUGCAGUACCCGCUGCCCGACCGUCUCGCGCCGUCAAGCACCCGCGACGACGCUGUCCGUUUGCACCAGGUCCAACAAGCCGCGCAGCUGGAGUCUAGCGGUGCUCUGUCUUUCCCUCCAGACGCCACCAUCAAUGCGUUGUUACAAGCGUACUUCCGCUGGUUCCACCCUUGUUUCCCAAUAGUUGAUCGAGCGGCGGUCUUCCGUGCCAGGACAAACACGCCCGCCAGGACAGGAGUCAGCAGUAUCCCCCCUCUCCUGCUUCAGUCAAUGCUCUUUAUUGGCGUAAGCCUUUGUGACGAUCAGACCUUCGCGAAAACCGAGUUCCCCGUCCGGUACCGCGCGAAAUUUCUCUUUUACUCGCGGGCGAAGGCAAUUUACGAGGCUGAUGCGGAGGCAAGUCCGAUUGUCAAGCUCCAGGCGCUCUUCAUGCUCAGCUUCUGGCGCGGCGGGCCAAGCGAGGAGCGUGAUGUGAGGUACUGGCUGGGGAUUGCAAUUAGCCUUGCUCAGAAGAGGGGGAUGCAUAUGAUGUCUCAAUUCUCGCCUCCGCCAAGGGAGAAGAAGUUAUGGAAGAGAAUAUGGUGGGCUUUAUACACACGCGAUCAACAAAGCGCCGCUGCUCUCGGCCUACCACCACGCAUACGUGACGAAGACGGCGACGUAGAGAUGCUUUAUCCAGACGACAUAUUGGAUGAGGAAAGUGUCGAAAACGAUAUUUAUGGUCCUCAGAAAAGGCAGGAUCUGGUAUAUCCAGUUGAGAUGGCUAAGCUGGCCAGAUUGCUUCGCACGAUUGUAUCUACGCAAUACCUUCACCACCAACAACCGGACCUUGCUACGAGAAAUUCUCUAAACAAGCAACUCUGUCUGUGGGAGUCUCACUUACCGGUUGAGCUCCGUCUGGACCAUGUCUCGCCAGAUUCGCUCUUCUUGACUGGCCUUCUACACAUGACGUACCAAAACCUAUACAUCCUGCUCCACCGCCGUACCUUCCUCGACCCAACCCCUCAUGAUAGCGGCCAAAUUGCCCUGGACGCUGCAACAAAAAGCACGCGUAUCUUGGAAGAUUUACUGUCCCAUCAUCUUGUCCAGCAUGCUCCACCUCACCUGAUCACACACGCCUUCUCGACCCUUUGCAUCCAUACAAUCCACCACCGACGGAACUCUGGCACAAUGCGGACGCUGGCUGAACACCGCGCACGACUCUGCCUCCUCAGCCUUGAAGAGUUGCAAAAAUCUUGGGAUCUGGAAAACUGGGUUCUACACUUGUUCUUUCGAGGGCUGGAUGAUCGGACCGCUGAGAGCUUGCGCCGGAUGAGUGAGAGUCACGUUGACCACCAAGAGACUCAGGGACCCAACGUGACCCCAGGUGAUGCCACCACUAUCGUGGCUGCGCCUGAUAAUCUACCCACUGGGCCUCCCGCCAGUUCUGGAGAGAUGUUCAUGCCAAUGGCCCAGGACGACUGGUACGGCUGGGUCCCUUGGGAAGACCAAGCAGAUGCGCUUAACUUACAGAACUUGGAGUUUCUGUAUCGUUUUUUGUAG
Molecule: messenger RNA, 1923 nt
Organism: Aspergillus mulundensis
Lineage: Eukaryota; Fungi; Ascomycota; Eurotiomycetes; Eurotiales; Aspergillaceae
Product: Zn(II)2Cys6 transcription factor
Exons: 6
Coding region: 1-1923 (640 amino acids)
Biological process (GO): DNA-templated transcription; regulation of DNA-templated transcription
Molecular function (GO): DNA binding; DNA-binding transcription factor activity, RNA polymerase II-specific; zinc ion binding
Source: RefSeq, a predicted model, not a curated record